Messenger RNA from Paramecium tetraurelia, 1440 nucleotides. RefSeq lists its product as uncharacterized. Gene Ontology annotation, cellular component: cytoplasm; nucleus. NCBI's taxonomy places the organism in Eukaryota, Ciliophora, Oligohymenophorea, Peniculida, Parameciidae. Gene Ontology annotation, molecular function: calcium-dependent protein serine/threonine kinase activity; ATP binding; calcium/calmodulin-dependent protein kinase activity. Gene Ontology annotation, biological process: protein autophosphorylation; intracellular signal transduction; peptidyl-serine phosphorylation. The transcript has 3 exons. The record is from RefSeq and is a predicted model, not a curated record.
AUGGGCAAUAAAUAAACUGAAAAUUAAUAUAACAAAGAACAUAAUGAAAAGAUGUUGGAUUGUCUAAUAAUUGAAAAUAGAAAUCAAAUAGAAGUAUUAAUCAGAAAAGCUGGAAGGGUGAGCAAAGAAUACUCUUUUCUAACCCCUCCUAUUGGUAAAGGAAAAUAUAGUGAAAUUAGAAAAAUUAUAAAUAAAAAGACAGGAAUUAUGAGAGCAGUUAAAAUAAUCUAGAAAAAUGUAUCAAAUAAAAUAGAAGGGAAGAUCAUAAAUGAAAUAAAUACUUUAGAACUGUUGGAUCAUCCUAAUAUUGUAAGAGUGAAUGAAUAUUUUUCUGAUGACAGAUUUCAUUAUAUAAUAACAGAAUAUUAUUCUGGAGGAGAACUUAUAGACCACAUUGAUAAAUAAAGGGUAUUCACUGAAACUUAGGCUGCAAAAAUUAUAUAUGUGCUACUUUACACUAUAAAUUAUUGUCAUAAAAAGUAAAUUUGUCACAGGGAAAUAAAGUUGGAGAACAUACUGUUUGAUAGAAAUUCAGAGGAUUCCCUGCCUAUUUUGAUUGAUUUUGGAAGUUGUAGCAAAAUGGAUCACAAAAUGACUAGUUAACCUAAUCAUCCAUAUUUCCAAGCUCCAGAAUUAAUAUUAGGGAAUUAUCAUAGUGGUGUUGAUAUAUGGGCAAUAGGAGUAAUAUUGUAUCUGCUUUUAUGUGGAUAUCCUCCAUUCCGAGGAAAGACAGAUGAGUUGAUUAUAAAGAGUGUUAUAAGACAUGAAGUGGAGUUUGAUGAUCCUGAAUGGGAUAAUACUUCAGAGGAGGCUAAGAAUCUGAUUGUAAAAUUGUUAUAAAAGGAUCCCAAUAGGAGAAUGACUGCGGAGAUGGCAUUAAAUGAUAUAUGGAUAUUAAAAAAUUAUGAAUUAAAGGUUUUUGAUGGAUUGAUUAAGAGAGUGGUUACGAAUUUGGCUACAUUUUAAGCAUCUUCAAGGUUAUAGGAAGCUACUCUAAAAUUGAUGGUGCAAUUUUUAGCCACAAGAGAAGAGCUUUCUGAAUUGAGAGUAGUCUUCAUGCAUAUAGAUACAAAAUUAGAUGGAGUAUUGGAUUAAGAUGAGUUGCAGGCUGUUAUGCUGAAAUAUUAUGAUUAAAGUUUUGUUCAUUAACAAAUAAAUAAAAUAUGUUAGCAUCCACUAACAUACUCUACGUUUUUGACCAGAAGUGUUGACAGAUAAACUAUGUUGCAAAAGAGUAAGAUAGAGACUGCUUUUAAAUUGAUAGAUCGAAAUGGGUCAGGUAACAUUUCAGUUGAAGAACUUUAAGAUACAUUUAAGGUUUGCAACGCAGAAACAGAAAACCCCUGGUCGGAAAUCAUGACUGAAGUUGAUAGUAAUCAAGAUGGAAGUUUGUCUUUAUUGGAGUUCAAUUAAAUGAUGAGACAAUUAUUAAUUUAAUGA